Messenger RNA from Hylaeus anthracinus, 1199 nucleotides. Its product is annotated as zinc finger protein ehn-3-like. The transcript has a single exon. The coding region runs from base 139 to 405 and encodes 88 amino acids. Lineage: Eukaryota; Metazoa; Arthropoda; Insecta; Hymenoptera; Colletidae. The record is from RefSeq and is a predicted model, not a curated record.
UAUCAUUCUGUGCGAAACGAGUGUUGUCUCGAGGUAUUUUCAUUUUACCUGUUGCUGUUCGUUCACGUAUUUGUUAAUUCGACAGGUUAUCUACCGAAGAAUGUCUGGAGCACGGCGAACAAUUAUCAGACGGGCACGAUGGACGAUAAGCUCCUGAACGAACAAAACUACAACGACAUGUACUAUUACCCUGGCGCCACUGAUCCGAACAAAAAGGACCCGCAGCAGCGUUUCACCUGCUCGCUCUGCGGCAGGGAGUACAGCUGGAUGUACAGCCUCCGACGGCAUCAGCUGCAGUGCGGCAACCAGGAGGCGAGGAACAAGUGCCAGUUUUGCUCGAGGAAGUUCUACAGACGCGACAGGCUCAAAGAGCACAUGUUGGCGCAUCAUCCAGAGUUGAUAUAGGGAACGAAUUAGCCAGCUUUAGUCGAGCGUCCACUCGAGAGUUUCACUCGACUAUUCUCGUGCGAAAGAGACGUUACUUUUUCUAGUAAUUCUACAGAGUAAAACGCUCGAGUGGUUACCAAUCGUAACGCCUAACCGUCCGUUCGCGAGACUGCGUAAAUUCGCUACCUUUUCUAAAUACCUUCUUACGUGUCAUCUUCCACGCACAAAUUUUUUAUUAUAGCAAUAGAUGUCUCGCAGAACGAGGUCGAUGACAAGCGAAUUGGACGGUUAAACGUAAAUUAUUCCUGUUGCGUGGAUCAUUUUAACGGACACAGUGCACAGAGAAACGUUCCGUGUUCGUUAUCAGAGGUGGGCAAAAUUCUUAUCGUUAAAAACACUUCGACUAACGAAUAGAGACUCCGGAUGCCUUACUCGUAAAAAUUAAUUUUACCUCCGAAUAAAAUUCUGCCCAUCUACGUUUUUUACUCACGGAUCGAAAUAUUGUUUACCACCGACGUCGAGCUUCGUUUUAUAUCUGCGCGUGUCGUUCCGGCAGACUUCACGACUCAAUCCAUCGAACUGUAUUUUUCCCGAAAUUCAUUUAUUUAAUAAAGUUAUCGUCACGUAAUUUCGUUGUACAUCACGCGACCUUCUUCACGUUUAAAUUAUUUUCACGAAUCCGCCUCUUCUAAUAUUUACACGCACCUGAACGCAACCGAAUCAGAUUUCUCGUUCGGUUCUUCUAAAGGACACUCUAAACUCCGUCAGCCACGAUUUGCCCUCGGUAACCGAUUUGAUUUGCGUUCCAGAUG